AUGUUCAGUGCUACCUGGCCAGAGGCCCUUCGGCCGGGCAUGAUCGGCGCAGUGAAGGAGCUUGCCCAAGAGCACCACGUCCGCAGAUUUGCACUGCGUCAGAUGGCCGACCACCCGCAGCUCGGUGUUCAAGUGCUGUGUGUCGUCUCAGGCAAAAGCAUCGUCCAGAGGGCUGAGAUCGUCGACGACAACGAGGCCAAGUUCACGAAGCUGAAAGAGGCAGCGCCGGACCAGUGCAGCUCAAUCCCUUCCAUGUUGCUGGAGACCUCUGAAGAGGGAAGUGGAGUCAUGGUGAGAUAUGAGAUGGCGAUCUUCCAGGCAGGCUCAACCGACAAGUGCAUCAUCUUCUGCAGGCGAGGGUGUGUGAUGGCUGCUACAGCGCAACUUGUGUGGUAUGGCGUGGUCGAAAUGUCAUCAACAUGA
Molecule: messenger RNA, 423 nt
Organism: Symbiodinium necroappetens
Lineage: Eukaryota; Dinophyceae; Suessiales; Symbiodiniaceae
Source: the annotation of a GenBank genome assembly